Exophiala mesophila is the source of this 2086-nucleotide messenger RNA. Its product is annotated as carbamoyl-phosphate synthase arginine-specific small chain. Gene Ontology annotation, molecular function: carbamoyl-phosphate synthase (glutamine-hydrolyzing) activity. The transcript has 3 exons. Gene Ontology annotation, cellular component: carbamoyl-phosphate synthase complex; cytoplasm. Lineage: Eukaryota; Fungi; Ascomycota; Eurotiomycetes; Chaetothyriales; Herpotrichiellaceae. The record is from RefSeq and is a predicted model, not a curated record. Gene Ontology annotation, biological process: L-glutamine metabolic process; 'de novo' pyrimidine nucleobase biosynthetic process; L-arginine biosynthetic process. Bases 467 to 1906 code for a protein of 479 amino acids.
GCCAAGCGAUGACUCCCGCUUGAUGGAAGCUGCGAUUGGAACAAAUUCCUUCGGCCCACCCAUGCCAGACCCAAACCCGAUUCAACCAGAUUCAGCGCCUCACGUCGACCUCAUCUUUUUCUGCACCUCCCACUGACUCCUCCACCAAUCCACUGCUUCCACCUCUCCACACUGACCGACUCAGCACCGCAAAAGAAUUUACUCAGUGACCUCCUGCGUUCUUCUUCCAUUGCCCACCAUCAUAUCACAUCACUCCUCAAUGCUUCACUGGGUCUAAAGAGCUUCCUUCCUCGCGUCUAUGUGCUUCCCAAGCAUCUUUACCUCUCAAGAUUACAUUAGUGGUACUACUUACUAUCCUCCCGAAUUUAUCUUUGUUCGUGCCCGUCUGACCAUGCCAGAUCAUCUGUGGAAAGCCCAAGCAAACUAGAACGCCUCUGUUCGGCAAAGAGUCAUAAAACCCUCCAAAAUGAUGUCUCGAACAAUCAAACCAUGGACCUUGGUCCCUAAACUGGCCAACAACAUCGCCAGUGCUUCGGCCAUUCGCGCCCGAUCCCUCGCAACUGUGUCGAACAACACACCUCGAGAGCAACAAUUGCCUCUGCACAAGCAGUUCAAGUCCACUGCUCCAGCCCACGAACGAGCCACCUUCACCAUUCGGAACGGCCCAAUCUUCCACGGAACUUCCUUUGGUGCCCGCAGCAACGUCUCGGGCGAGGCCGUCUUCACCACCUCACUGGUCGGAUACCCUGAGUCAUUGACCGAUCCUUCCUACCGUGGCCAGAUCUUGGUCUUCACCCAGCCCCUCAUUGGCAAUUAUGGUGUUCCAUCUGGCACCCGUGAUGAGCACGGCCUGUUGAAAUAUUUUGAGAGCCCUAAUAUCCAAGCUGUUGGUGUCGUCGUUGCCGACGUGGCACAACGAUACUCCCACUGGACUGCAGUCGAAAGCCUCAGCCAGUGGUGUGCUCGGGAAGGUGUCCCCGCUAUCACCGGUGUCGACACUCGUGCCAUUGUCACACAUCUCCGUGAGCAGGGCUCCAGCUUGGCCCGAAUCACCAUCGGAGAAGAAUACGACCAGGAUGAGGACGAAGCUUUCGUCGACCCCGAGCAAAUCAACUUGGUUCGAAAAGUCAGCACAAAGGCUCCCUUCCACGUCAGUGCAGCUUCUCCUACCGCCCAUGUCGCCGUCAUCGAUUGUGGCGUCAAGGAAAAUAUCCUUCGCAGCUUGGUCAGCCGUGGUGCAAGUGUGACUUGUUUCCCCUUUGACUAUCCCAUUCACAAAGUUGCUCACCACUUCGAUGGCAUCUUCAUUUCCAACGGCCCAGGUGACCCAACUCAUUGCCAAGACACCGUCUACCACCUUCGCAAGUUGAUGGAGACAUCGCAACUGCCAAUCUUUGGUAUCUGUUUGGGUCAUCAGCUGUUGGCUCUCGCUGCGGGUGCCAGGACCGUCAAGCUCAAGUACGGAAACCGAGCGCACAACAUCCCAGCUCUCGACCUCACCACUGGAAAAUGCCACAUCACCAGUCAAAACCAUGGUUACGCUGUUGAUGCCGCAACAUUGCCCGAUGACUGGAAGCCAUACUUUAUUAACCUCAAUGACAAUUCCAACGAAGGGUUGAUCCACGAAUCUCGUCCCAUUUUCUCGACUCAAUUCCACCCCGAGGCUAAGGGCGGUCCUCUUGACUCUUCGUACUUGUUUGACAUGUAUCUUGACAACGUUCUCAAGUACAAGCAAGGCCAGACUGCUUCUCAGCCAUACCGAGACAGCAAGCCAAGUCCUUUGCUCGUGGAUCUCUUGUCCAAGGAGCGAGUUGGCGUUGACCUGACCCAGGGCAUUCGCAACAUGAUGGCAUCCGGUUCACAGGAACAGGAGCAGGAGCGAGUCUUUGCUGCCGGUGCAGCUUAGUCUUGAUCAAAUGACCAGUGAAAGGUCGAGAUUGAUGGCGUUCAUGAUUUUACCAAUGAGGGGAAUGUUGAUUUAAGUCGAAAGGUAGCAUGCGGUAAUUUGUCCAAAUGUCUAGGAUGAUUUCCCACCAUCAGAUUUCCAUCUGCGAAUAAAUAAAGUUCAUUGUUGAGAAACGAUACA